Messenger RNA from Pygocentrus nattereri (red-bellied piranha), 4000 nucleotides. RefSeq names its product solute carrier family 16 member 9b (gene slc16a9b). Gene Ontology annotation, biological process: transmembrane transport; monocarboxylic acid transport. Bases 680 to 2152 code for a protein of 490 amino acids. Gene Ontology annotation, molecular function: monocarboxylic acid transmembrane transporter activity. Lineage: Eukaryota; Metazoa; Chordata; Actinopteri; Characiformes; Serrasalmidae. The record is from RefSeq and is a predicted model, not a curated record. The transcript is spliced from 6 exons.
GGCUUAAGUGUUUCGCCUUCUCCAGUUUCCUGCUCGAAUUGCCCCGCUCCACCUUAAAUGGCGGCUCAGUUGCAUUGUGGCGGCCGAGGCGCCAACCUGCAACUUCUGCGCCAUUUAAGGUGGAACGGGGCAAUUGGAACAAGAAGCUGCCUUGACUUUCGGAGGCGGUGGCAACUCGUAAGCCGAGUAAUGCUGCGUUUGUUUUGGGCUUAUAAACAAAGUAUAAAGUAUGAAGUUGGUCAGCACAACAUCAGCCAUGUAACUGAGAUAAGGGUCUCGGUUUAAACACAGCACGGCCGGGUUCGCCUUGGUGUGUGUGUCUCUCUGUUUUCCCAACACGAGCUGUAAAAGGAUGAUGAGGUCCAGGCAGACCAGCGAGAACAGCUUCAAACCGGUUUCAGCGCCGGCAGGCCAACAAAAGCUGGCGGAGAGCGCAGAGAGACGGGGAAGGAGCGCGGAGAGGGAGCAGAGGCUGCACAGAGCUGGGAUGAAGAAGCGAGUAACACCGUCUGCGCUUCACUGUCAUUCUUAUAAACCGUCAUGAUACCAACAUCACCCUGCGUGCUGGUCCAGAGAGCCCGUUCUCCAGCGCACUGCGCUCAUUAGAGCUGCUCCAUUCCUGCCGGGUUGGCCGCACAGGCUGGUAUUUUGGUUUCCUAGAAGAACCAAGCAUCUACCCAUGAGUCCUCAGAACUCAAAGAAAGCCCUGGAUGGGGGCUGGGGUUGGGCCAUUGUUGUGGCCUCCUUCAUGGCCCAGCUUCUGGCCUAUGGCUCCCCCCAGUCUGUAGGGGUGCUCUACCCAGAGUGGCUGAGUGCCUUCCAGGAGAGUAAGGGAAUGACUGCGUGGGUGGGCUCCCUGGUGUCUGGGGUCGGACUCAUUGCCAGUCCCAUCUGCAGUGCCUGUGUAGUGAACUUUGGGGCCAGGCCCGUAACCAUCUUCAGUGGCGUUAUGAUCUCCGGAGGCCUCAUGCUCAGUGCCUUCGCCCCCAGUGUCUACUUCCUCAUGUUCUCCUAUGGCAUAGUCGUUGGACUGGGCUGUGGGCUUCUGUAUGCUGCUACUGUAACCAUCACAUGCCAGUACUUUGACAAGAGACGUGGCCUCGCGCUCGGCAUCGUUACUACAGGUACAAGUGUUGGAGGAUUCCUUUAUGCCACUGCACAAAAUGAAUUCAUUGAGCUCUUUGGUCUCGAGGGAUGUCUGCUGCUCAUCGGCUCCUUCGCACUGAACAUCAUCGCCUGUGGUGGAUUGAUGAGGCCGUUGCACUUACCAGCUUACUACCUCAAACAGAGAGCUGCCCUGGUGGAAAAAGUAGAAGAGAAGCUUAAAGAAAGGCCCCUAGCCAGGCAGAGCUCGAUCAAAAAGAACCUACCCGUCACCGACCUGCUGGUCACGAUAGAUUCUAAAGACCCUCUGGCUUAUGAGAGGAGGCUACUGAGCUGCUCUGCUUUGGUGAAGCUGCUCAAGAAGAAGCAGAAGGCAUACUCAGAGUAUUUCCGCUCCAUGGCAGAGAGGCUGCAGGACCGUGUCUUUGUGGCCAUGUGCGUGGCUCUGUUCCUCUACACUCUGGGGGCCUUUCCCCCGCUACUCUUCUUGGAAGACGUGGCCCAGAGUGAGGGACUGAUCGAGGGCAUAAGCGUCAUCCCCCUGGUCUCCAUCAUCGCCAUUGCAGCCGGAGUAGGGAAGCUGCUGCUAGGCGUGGUGACAGACAUCCGCUGGAUGAACAGCAUAUUCCUUUACGCCUUCACCCUGGUAGGCAGCGGAGCAGCUCUGCUGGUGAUCCCGGUCACCAAGAGUUAUGCUGGACUCCAGGUCAUCUCAGCGGUGCUGGGAUUCUUCUCAGGAAACUGGUCCAUCACACCCUACAUGACCACUAAGGUAGUGGGCAUAGAGCACCUCACUGAGGCCUAUGGGAUCCUGAUGUUCUUUGGUGGAUUUGGAAUUAUGCUGGGACCUCCAGUUGUAGGCUGGUUCUACGACCGGAUGCAGUCCUAUGACCUGGCUUUCUACUUCAGCGGGAGUUGCGUGCUACUGGGUGGAGUGCUGCUGCUGCUGCUCUGUGGCCUGUCCUGCUGGAACAACAGCCAAGGUGAGGACGCUAAAGCUGACGAAGAGUGCACUCAUGACUGUGAAACAGUGGCCGCGGUAGCCUGAAGUACGAAGGCACAACCUUUUCUUUGCUGUGCUCUGCCUCCCAAAGACCUUGAUUGAACAGGAGGCCGAUUUUUGUUCAUUUGUUUUAACUAUGAGGUGUUUUGCCUUAUUGUUGAUGUAUUUGUUCCUGUGAUUUAGUUCAGAUGGUCUUUUUGAAAAUACUAUAUUACACUGAUGGACAUGAGCUCCUCAGUACUUUUUCACAGCCUUGUUUUAUGAGGCUCCAGCAUACGAAGGAAAGAUUUUAAAUGGUUUGUUCAGUCUAUUAACGCUGUUCGUUUUGAUUGAAAUGCAUGUCCAGGCCACUACUUUUAUAUGCUGGUAAUUGGGAUCACAAUGUCAUGCCAAACUGAGAAAUAUUUUAUUUACAAGACAAAUAAGAUCCCAAUAUCUGAGGUGUUUUUUUUGUUUUUUUUACACAUAUGCAACACGACACCAACGGUUUAAACAGUCUAGAGAUGAUUUUGGAGUGUUUUGUUCUGUUCAGAAUGACGUCUUGUGUUUUCUACCAAAGUAGUUUCUUGUUUUUGAGGACUGAGUCGACAAUCUCGUAUUGACAUACCGUAAAACAAGAUGUCUUUCUUCAUGCUGCUUCAUCUGUGGAAGUCCCCUAAUUUUCAUAUAGUUUUGGCCUUUUUAGAUCAGGUGACAUAUCUGAUGAUUCCCAGUGGUUUUGUGUGCUGGAUGAAAUGAAACAAAUUUGGUAUAAAGCAAUAUGUACAUGUAAAUGCUGUAACCACUUUUUUGUCGCUCUUGUUUGUUCCUAUUUGUAUACUCUUUGACCUAACUCUUGUAGAAUUGUUUUUUACUUGCACUGAUGUAGUUUGCACAGUGUUUGUAUGAUUUAUUUGUCUUUUAGCUAACUUUGAGAAUUUUUUUUACUUGAAACACGUCUCUACGAUGUUAGUAUUGUAGAAAUAUGACAAACGUCGUAGAUAUUUUCUUUGGUCAUGGUGCCGGCAGGUUUGAUGAACCCUUACACUGUUUUAAACCAUGUGAAACCACCUGUGUUAUUUAUGUAUUUAUGUUUCUAAUGUCACUGUCAAUUUGUAAGGUGUUUUUUUUUUUUAGAUAAAAAUAAAAAAUGACAUAGAAGAUCAGCUAAGCUGAAUACCUUUGCUUAAGGCAGUUGUCAACAUCCAUAUAGUAGAGUGUAACGAGUCUCAAUUUUGAAAGGGUCAAGGAUGAUGAAUUACACUUGAAUUAAACUGUGAAAUACACAAUGCAAAAGAACGCAGUCACGGUAAAGAGCAGGAGCCCCCCUUCUUUUGAAAUAAUUUCCACUUAAUUUAUCCCACCUUCUCCUCCUUUUGUCUUCCCCCCUCUUACUUCAGCCUCCCCUGUUGUUUAGGUCCAAUCAGCCCUCUGGCCUUCUGUCACAUAUCUAGCUUUAAGGCCCUUUUCUUUGAACUCUGUGGUCCCACCCCACCUCUUUUACAACCCUUGUUGCUCUUCUUUUGUCAACCUGCCAUUUGUACCUACAUGUACAGCACUAUGAAACAGAGAACACCCUUUUCCAUCAAAACAGCCUUUAAGUGACUCAGUUUUCAGAGUCGAGAGAAAAGCAGAAAGCAUCUAUUUUCCUUAACCCUCAAUUAUACGGAAGGCUGGAAUUACAAAAUCUGUAAUUCCAGAUUUUUCAAAGAAAUCUGCAGGCAUAUUUUCCCCACACCAGCCAAGUUCAGUCUUAGAAGCUGCAUUUCCAGCUUCUAACAGUCACAGUAAUCUUAUUUUCAACGUCAGACUCAUCAGGCCAUGAAUCCUUACUCCACUCCCUCACCCUUGCAUUAUCAUAUUUCCCUAGCUUCUCCCAAUGUUGCUUUGUCUGUCCCUUCAGCAGAUGAUUUU